AUGUCAGCCGCUUAUAUUUCCAUGUUUCCCGAAGCGACCGAGGCCCUGGUACCAGCAGAUGCCGCCGUCAACUGCCUUAAAUCCAUACCUGUGGAUGUGGAAGAAGACAAGGCAUUGAUCGAAGAGAUAACCCUCUUCACAAACUGGAUCUCCAAUCUUGGCUAUCUCUCGAAUCCUCCCAAGGGUUAUCCAAACGAGCGAAUAGACCUAAGUGGGGAGUUGAAGCGACUCCAUGAUGAGCUGGACAAGGGCACAUACGAGGACGAAUACACGUUUCAGGUCGAUCUGAAAACCGCGUUUGACAGAACUUACGAUUUCCAUACGUUUUGGAUACCCGAUAUUCUUAGUGUGUUUACCUUCAACCGGGGAAAUAUUGGCGAGGGUCUCAAUGACGAGUUUGCGGUGGUGUCGGUAUCUACUGAUGGGAAAUCCCUCCCUAAGAUCUAUAAUUAUUAUGAUAUCUUGGUCGCUGACAGCGAAGGCUGGACGCCAUCGCCAAUCGUCAAGAUCAAUGACCAGCCAGCUGAAGACUUCCUCAAAGAUUGGUCAAAGCAGUUCCAGUACCUUGAGGAUCACGCCCGCUACAACAAUUUAUUUCCCAACCAACCCGAUCUUGCAAGAGGAAUCACCAGGAACCAAUUCGGCACGAAUCGGAUCUUUACUGGCGAUACCACUAAGGUCGAGCACGAAAAUGGUACCGUCCAUGAGUUGAUCGGCAAUGCUGCUAUUCCUCUGAACGCCCUGGACGGCGUAGAUGAUGCACAGUCGUUUUUUGACCGAUUUCUGAAUCUGGGGCCACCUCAAACAACCCAAGGCGGGUUAAGAAAGCGUGGAGCUGCGUGGAGGGACGAGCAGCUUCGCAAGAACGCAUUGGCGACCAAGGUCAAGCGACAACUUUCCGAGCCAACGGCAACGGGAUACCCAGUCCCAGUGAUGCUGCAUAGCGAAGCGGUAAUCGGAGGCUACUAUCUUAGCGGCCAAGGGUAUGACAAUGUUGCCGUUUUGAGUAUCCCCUCGUUUCAGCCUACCAGUGACGCUGGAGUUGAGGAGUUCCAGGACCUAAUCGGGCAGUUCUUGGAAAGAGCUUCGAAAGCAGGCAAGACACGUCUCGUGAUUGACCUGCGUGGUAAUGGUGGCGGUUUUGCGAAUUUGGGAUAUGAUCUUUUCAAACAACUCUUUCCAGAGGAAGACCCCUGGGUCGCAACGCGCUUCAGAGCGAACGAAGCGUUUGACAUUCUUGGCCAAUUCCUGGAAGCCGCGCUGCAGGACGUCACCUACGAAAUUGCACUUGCAGACUUCAAAACCAACGGCCUUGACGGUAACAUUGCAUUCGCGUACCAGACGAUGUUCAACUACAAGGUCCCCCUGACCGUCGACGGCAAGAAUUUUACCUCAUGGGCACAGUAUUUUGGUCCUCAUGAGGUGAACGGGGACAAGGUCACAACUGUUGCCCGCAAAGACUUCAAUAAUUUCUUCUCGGAUGACCUCGCCUUUGAUGUUACUGGUUAUGCAUCGCGCGCCGGUAAACUCAAGAAGCAGUUCUUCAAAGGUGACUCCAUCGUCAUGCUCCAGGACGGCGGUUGUGGUUCCACCUGCGCCUUGUUCGCAGAACAAGCGAAGAUGCAAGGAAAAGUGCAACAAGUCGUUGUAGGCGGUUUGCCCGAGACGGGACCAAUGGAAGGCGUGGCCGGCAGCAAAGGAGCCCAAGUGCUAAACUACCUCCAGAUUUGGACGACGGCAAGCCGACCUUACCAGUUUCUGCAGGAUCAACAAGAGGCGCUGAACCGGACUGAGCUCGGGCGGUUGAUCUUUGCGCAACGCCCCUUCUAUCGCGUUGCGUGGGCGGAUGCCAACACCCCGCUGGCGAAUGUGAAUAUCCGCGAUAAUAUCCGCAAAGGCGACGAGUCGGAGACUCCUCUCGAAUUCGUCUACGAAGCUGCCGACUACAGGGUCUUCUACACUGCAGAGAUGGUACGCAGCCCUGAAGCUGUUUGGAAGAAGGCUGUCGAUGCACGAUGGGGCGACUCAAAGCAGGUAUCCGUCGAGGGGAGCACUGGUCAUCCUUCCUCUCUCAGCGGUGGUCUUGCCACUUCCCCCAAGAAGAAGGGAGCGGCGUCCAAUGCCACAAGCGGCCUCAACAGUGCUUUCGUAGCUGCGCUGGCUGUUAUUGUGUCGGUGGUUGUAAUGGUAUAA
This is a messenger RNA of Westerdykella ornata, 2193 nucleotides long. RefSeq lists its product as uncharacterized. The transcript has 3 exons. Gene Ontology annotation, molecular function: serine-type peptidase activity. Gene Ontology annotation, biological process: proteolysis. NCBI's taxonomy places the organism in Eukaryota, Fungi, Ascomycota, Dothideomycetes, Pleosporales, Sporormiaceae. The coding region runs from base 1 to 2193 and encodes 730 amino acids. The record is from RefSeq and is a predicted model, not a curated record.